AUGGCGGACGCGUGCAUCGUGUGUUUAGGUGACCUGCGCACAUCACCUGACGAUGAUCAACCGCCCGAAUCGACUGCCGCGCCAAGUAUUGGUGGUAUCAAGAUCGAGAGCGAUGACGCCAAGAUACCAAUCAAGUCCAAUGCGAAAAGUGCCCAAGUUGACGACGAAGACAUUGCCCAUCUCCUGCCAUGCAAGCACGAUCUACACCACUCUUGCCUGAAACCAUGGGUCGAACGCGCGAACAGCUGUCCGAUCUGCCGGACUGUCUUCAAUGUUGUUGAGGUCAGCCACUAUGUGGGAGGAGCUGUCUAUGAAAGCUAUCCAGUCCAAGACAAGACUCAAGAGGCGGAGAUAGAUCCCAACAUGAUCGUUGAAGAGGACGAGCUCUUUGACGUGGAAGCAUUCGAGCCGUGCCUGAUCUGCGGUGUGAUGGACGACAAUCACGGUGUCAUGUUCUGCGAUGGGUGCGACAAAACUGUCCACGUGUUCUGUGCAGGCUAUGAUGAUGCGCCAGAAGUCUGGUACUGCGAAUCAUGCCUGGCGGACCUUGAGAACGAUGCCGACCUUCCAGGACUCGCCGCUGCUGCUCGCAGGCGGCCUCGAGCACGCAACACGAAUGGCAACGGUAACCGAGCAGCACCACCUCGACGUCGGAGGAACAACGACGCUACCUGGGCACGCGUAUGGCAGGAAGUGUCGCGUCGACUUGAUCUGGACCUCGACUUUCCAUUUGAUGAGGAAGUGGACGAGCGACAAAUCGCGGAACAACGACAGGAGUUUCUCCGCUGGCAGGAGCGUUUUCGCGUUGCCAACCGGGCAGGGGCAACCAACCGCCUCCAGGGAAUCGCUCGUGCCAAUCUGCGAUACAACGAUGCUGCGUUUCCCCGACCUGAACCAGAGUCUCAAGAGGAGUUGCGUGCCUGGAAUGCGUUCGACAAAGCUCGAGAGUCCGAUGAUGCACCAACACAGGUGCGACGUCGCAAACGUCGUGCUACCGAUUCGCCAGCAUCUCCGAGUGAGCCACAACAAUCGGCAGAACAACCACAGCUGAAACGUCCGCGACUUCGACGUCCACCUGCGCCCGAACAGCCCGAGUCCUCUGCUGCUGCGGCAAGGCGACGAGGUGAAGAGCCAACCUUCCUCUCUUCAUUAUUGCGGGAGGUUGAGAACAAGUCAGCAUCAGCAGCAUCGCCAGCAACGUCAGACCAUGCCAACGGCCAGUACUCGCCACGACACACCUCACCAGUUCACUCGCCCGUGUCAUCGGAACCAGGUACUCCCAAGGCUACCACUCCGCCACCUCCUCAUCGACCUUCUUCUCCCCCGCUCUCAUCUAAUAUCCUGCCUGCGAUCUCGCCCGGGGCUACAUUUUCUCCCUUCUCGCCAAUCACCACUCGAGAUGAUCCGGAUCAAGCCAAUCGCUCUCGACGCCGUGCAAGAGGUCGCCGCAUCACUGCCGCCGAUGACGAAGAGCGGAACGGCGCAUCCUCAUCUGAUGACCGCGCAGGAUCGCACUCCCCAUCACGCAAUCUUUCUUAUCCUGCCAAAGAGGAAAUACAGCGCAUGGUGAAAGUCUCACUCAAGCCUCGCUACGAAAGAAAGGAAAUCAACAAGGACCAGUUCACGGAUAUCAACAAGUCCGUAUCGCGAAAAUUAUACGACAUGGUCAGCAGUGCAAAGACACUUGCAAAUCAGGAGGAACGCGAGCGGUUGCAAGGAAUUGCCAAUGACGAGGUGGCAAAAGCAGUCAGUGUUUUGUCUCUGCAGGCUGGAGACACUGUGUCUGUACAGGCUGGUGAUACCACAACAGAUGCGUCGGAUUGA
Cercospora beticola is the source of this 1824-nucleotide messenger RNA. RefSeq lists its product as uncharacterized. NCBI's taxonomy places the organism in Eukaryota, Fungi, Ascomycota, Dothideomycetes, Mycosphaerellales, Mycosphaerellaceae. The record is from RefSeq and is a predicted model, not a curated record.